This is a messenger RNA of Homalodisca vitripennis (glassy-winged sharpshooter), 702 nucleotides long. Its product is annotated as 36.4 kDa proline-rich protein-like. NCBI's taxonomy places the organism in Eukaryota, Metazoa, Arthropoda, Insecta, Hemiptera, Cicadellidae. The transcript is spliced from 5 exons. The record is from RefSeq and is a predicted model, not a curated record. Bases 1 to 702 code for a protein of 233 amino acids.
AUGGUGCACUCUUCCUGCGUGGACACGGCGGUCGUCUUCCCUCAUCGCCGUGGGUUGCCGUUCCACCGGGCACUGAGAGACCUGGUAAUACUCAGGCCACCAGUUACCUCUAAAUCAGACGAGGGGAUAGAGGACACACACGGGCCCCCAGUUACCUCUAAAACAGACGAGGGGAUAGAGGACACACACGGGUCCCCAGUUACCUCUAAAACAGACGAGGGGAUAGAGGACACUCACGGGCCCCCAGUUACAUCCAGUUGUGAGCUGCACAACUGCCUCAAGACGUACCUCGUCAAGCCAAGCGAUCUUCUUGAGCUGUGCUUUAUUCAGGAUCCCGUCCCAGUCCUCCCCCACCUAACAGGUCCAACCAGACCUCUGCGCUCCAGUCCCCUAAACCCCCUCCUGGCUAUUCCUAGCACACCUCUGUCCUCCCAGUCCCCUAACCAUCCCUACUUGCCGUUCCCGGCAGAGCCCAGCCCGCCGUCCCAGGAGGUCCCCUGCAUGCCGUCCUCGGAGAGUCCAGGACACUUCGGACAACCCCAUAUAUAUUAUGGGGUUCCUACUGUAUCGCCGGGAAAUGGUUUUAUCCAGGGUCCCGUCCUAGUCAUCUCCCACCUAACAGGUCCCAUCAGACCAAUGCCUCCCAGUCCCAUGACCCCUCUCCUAGGCGUUCCUAGAACACCUCUGCCCCCAGUCCUUUAA